AUGGCCCCGACCAGCUUCUGGCAAAAACGCGACAUCGUAAUCCUCGCCGACAACCUUCAGGACUGGAAGGAUGCUGAGGGAGAUGAUGAACGUCAGGAGGAGCUGGUCAAAAAUACCAUAGAAAGGCUCCAGGAUCUCCGAGAUUAUCAGUUCGACAGAGAGACUCGAGAGCUCGUGGCAAAGUGGUAUACGGACCAAAGGGAGGAACGCGAGAAGCUGAGGAAGGAGAUGUUCAAGCUAGGGAAGGAUGUCAGCUGGCAGACGGUCGCAGCGAGGGAGAGGGAGGGCGACCUUGCGGAUAUCAUCGCUGAUCUGGGUCAGGGCAGGGAGAAGGAUCCAAAAGUAUACUUAUCCCUUUACCAGACUGCCCGCUCCAAGCUGUGCAAGGGCAUCUCAAAGAAGGAAGAGGAGGACUACCGUGCCACGGCGGACCUAUGGAACCGGACAGAGUGGCCGCCCGACCUGCAGCAAAAGACGCUCCUGAGACACGGGACCGACAUGGUCCUGGACUUCCAGAGGAUUAUGUACAGGAAGACCGGGCUGAGGACGUUCAUCCUGGGCUUCGUGAAGGCUGACAAUGGCCGGCCGGGAAUUGUGCAAUUCGACUUCAAUGAUCAAUUACCCAUCAACGGAGAAGAAGGCAGGGAACCGCCGAAGUUCGUCGACGCCUACCCGGACUUCAAGCGGGGCCAUACGUACGAGAUGUGGAAGAAGUAUGCGGAAGACGUGAUGGAUGGCGAUGGCUUUCCCGCCGACGGGCAACUCGGCGCGGCGCAGCUCAUCGCGAAUCUCGACUGGGAGCUCGACGAAGACAGGUAUCCUCUGCUACCUGACGCCGAUCACGAGUGUUUUGCCAAGACUGACACGAAGCGAGCCGUCCUCGGAACGUUCGUUCGUAUGACAUACAGACGGUACACCGGCCGGCCAAAGGCCAAGGUACCCUGGCAAUCCUUGUCGGAGGAGUCGGACACGUUCAUUGACGAGGCCUUUCUUCCCGCCGGGCAUGUUCUCAGUGAUCCAAACAAGAUGCGGGUUGGUGACCUGGAUGCCAUCCUGAAGCAUUGGCGCGAGCGGCAGGAUGACCAAGGUAAUCUGCUGGUCUUCAGAUUCAAGGCCUGGAGGAACUCGAAUCGCGAGGUGGUGGUGAUCGACGAGAGCAACGAGGAGCGCUACUCAGACGACGAGAGCUCGUCGAGCGACGAAGAGCCUCCGCCAAAACGGGCGCCGGCCGGCCGGCCGCCUGCCCCGGCCCGGCGACAAAAGCGAUCGCCAACGCCAGACAGUAGCGACGCUGAGGCAGAGUUUUUCCAGGGCGGGGACAUCGACAAGAGCUACAACUCGUUGUUUGAAGACCCCGCCGGCAGCGAUGAUGAUGACCAAGAACCGUCUCCGCCGCGGCUCACGAAAGCGGACAAGGGCAAGGCCCGGGCCAAUGCGGCGAGCCCAUCUCGCCCGGCAUCUUUUCUGCGCGGUCCGUCCAACGCCACCACCAACCAAGCGGACCGUCCGGCGAAGCCUGCCAAAGAUGUCAGCCAGAAGCCGACAUCUGCUACCGCUAAGAAGACGACGUUCAGGCCGGCGUUUCCCCCGGGCACUGGUCCCGGCCGCGGCUCAAAGACGAAAGGGGAGAACAAGGGCACGAAGGACAGAUCGGCCAGCAAUCCCAACACCACGGGUCCGAGUGCUGAGCCCGCCGCCGUGCAGAAGGCGACUGCUAGGCCCAAACCACGUCCGCGACGGCAGCCGGCCGCCGAGCCCGAUCCCACGGAGGAUGCUGCAGAGGCGCCUCCAGAUGAACGGCGGAAGGCACGGCGAAGCGACGAGGAUCAAACCGCUGGAGCAAGGCCAGCAAAGCCCAAGCCUGUUCCCCGACACAAGGUCCCUAAGCCCGCGGCCGACGCAGAUGGAGCAGAAGGGGCGCCGGUAAAUGAAUCGAAGGCCGCUCCGGCACGUGGGGCAUCAGGAAAAAUCAAUCUCACGCUUAAGAACAUGAAGAUUGAUUUACACAAGUCUACCUUUUAA
Molecule: messenger RNA, 2022 nt
Organism: Fomitopsis serialis
Lineage: Eukaryota; Fungi; Basidiomycota; Agaricomycetes; Polyporales; Fomitopsidaceae
Exons: 8
Coding region: 1-2022 (673 amino acids)
Source: RefSeq, a predicted model, not a curated record